AUGUCUCCCACUCUAGAUUCCAUAUCCGCAGCACCCAGUGAGUCCCGAGUCAAGGACUACAUCGCCAACACCUUGGCCACAGUCCUCAUUGAAGUCUCCUCUCCUGAUGGCCGCCCAUCAAUAAAGAUCAAAGCCCGGCCAAAAAAAGUCUCCGCUCAGUUUAUAAGUCCGGAGAGCGGUGCUCUUGAGACUCAGGCGUCCGGUGUAGAUAUCACCUACACCUGGCCGGGGAAGGACUUCUAUGAAGCUUGGAGGUUCACUGUUGCAAUGCGAGUUCUGAGUGCAAUUGCCGACGCGGUCGAUAAGGGGGUUGUGAUUUCCAAGAGGGACAUAUACUACAGUGACCCAGCGAUAUUCGGAUCUCAGCGCAUUGUUGAUGGCUUGGUUGAUGAUUUCGCGUUCACAAUAGGUGUGAACAGGUCGGCAUUGAAUGUGGGAGCAGCAGCCAAAGGUCUCGUGACUGGGUGUUUCCAUUGGAAGAUCCGAGGUCAGACGAUGGCUGACGAUGCACAUUUCUUGAACCCGGAUACUCUGAUUUCAAGAUCGCAGGACAUACAGGAGAUGGAGGUCUCGGAUAUCGACUGGGUGCUCAUUCUGGAGAAAGAGGCAGUGUACCGUCGGCUUGCGGGGAUGAGAUACCAUAUCCGAUCCGCAGCAGGACUAGGUAUUCUGGUUACAGGCAAAGGCUACCCUGACCUCAAUACACGAGCAUUCAUUCGCAGGCUCUACGACGAAAGUAAAAGCCGGCAGUCGACCAGAAGACUGCGAUUCUACGCACUAGUGGAUGGGGAUCCCGACGGAAUAGCAAUCAUGGCCACAUACAAGUACGGUUCCUUGGCCUAUGCGCACGAGAAUAGCACCUUAAACUGCCCUGAGAUUCACUGGCUAGGUCUCCGCACCUCAGACAUCGUGACUGGGGUGGACCGGAUUGGGAACGAUUCCCUUGUCACCCUGACAAAGAGAGAUAGGGGAAAAAUCCUGGCUAUGCUGUCCAAUAAUCCUGUCUGGGCUCUGAAUGGUCCCGAGCCAGAGGGACGAGCUGAGCUACUGCAGAUGCUGAUGUUAAACGUCAAGGCGGAGAUGCAGAUCCUCUAUGACGGCGAUGGGGGACUUGUCCGAUGGCUAGACCGCAGGAUGACAUACUUGCCGUGAAGAAGAUGUGACGAUUUGCCUUGGAAUGGUGGUACAAAGGAAGACACAAAAGUAUAGGCACCCGCG
This is a messenger RNA of Aspergillus saccharolyticus JOP 1030-1, 1218 nucleotides long. RefSeq names its product putative meiosis-specific topoisomerase Spo11. The record is from RefSeq and is a predicted model, not a curated record. The transcript has 8 exons. Gene Ontology annotation, molecular function: ATP binding; DNA binding; DNA topoisomerase type II (double strand cut, ATP-hydrolyzing) activity. Gene Ontology annotation, cellular component: nuclear chromosome. Gene Ontology annotation, biological process: meiotic DNA double-strand break formation; meiotic DNA double-strand break processing; reciprocal meiotic recombination. The coding region runs from base 1 to 1152 and encodes 383 amino acids. NCBI's taxonomy places the organism in Eukaryota, Fungi, Ascomycota, Eurotiomycetes, Eurotiales, Aspergillaceae.